AUGUACAAAGGGAAAAGAAAGUACAUUGAAAUUUGGCAGAAAGUUGAAAUUGCUGAAUUUUACAUUCAACACCAAAAUGAGAUGAGCAUGAGAGAUGUUGCUGCAAAGUUUCAUGUCAACUCCUUUAGCUCGAUUUCCGAAUGGGUGAAUAAGCUUGAUGAGUUGAAGAAAUCAGUAAAAUCUGAUAAAAAAUUAAAAUUAGAAAGCUUCACUCAAAUUUCCAGAGCUAGAGAAAGAACUAGUUCAUUGGUUUACUGCAAUCCGUGAGCAAGGUAUUCAGGUUCUCAGAUCAACGAUUGAGGAGAAAGCAAAAAGUUUGGCGGCAGAAAUGGGAUUGGCGCGAUUCGGCUGUGGAGAUAA
This is a messenger RNA of Blepharisma stoltei, 360 nucleotides long. The record is from the annotation of a GenBank genome assembly. Lineage: Eukaryota; Ciliophora; Heterotrichea; Heterotrichida; Blepharismidae.